Vespa crabro (European hornet) is the source of this 8313-nucleotide messenger RNA. RefSeq lists its product as uncharacterized. The transcript is spliced from 4 exons. The record is from RefSeq and is a predicted model, not a curated record. NCBI's taxonomy places the organism in Eukaryota, Metazoa, Arthropoda, Insecta, Hymenoptera, Vespidae. The coding region runs from base 2489 to 5185 and encodes 898 amino acids.
UAUUUCAAACAAUACUGCAUUUAUUAUAUAUUAGAUUAAAGAGGACAUCGUUCGUUAAACAAACUAUAUAAACUAGAUUAGAUUUUAAAUUUGAAAAUUGUAUCGUUUGAAAAUGUUAGUUUGAAACAGUUCGUUAUAUCCUUGAUCGUAUGUAAACAUUGAGACAAACAUAUAUAUCGAGAAAUAUAAUUUAAAAUUAAUAUCAAUAAAAAAAGAUAAGAAUUAAAGUAGACGAAAGAGUGUGUGUGUGUGAGAGAGAGAGAGAGAGAGAGAGAGAGAGAGAGAGAUAACAGGGUAUCAAAAGUAAGAGCAAUCAGAUAUUAUAUUUAGGCGGCAGAAGGGGAAAGUUUCGAUUGCUCUCGGCUUUCUGAAAGCGGGGUCUCUUUGUCCAAUCACUCAAAGAUUCACGGCAAGAUGGCGCUCGGUGAGAGGCGUUCGACGAUUGGUCGAUUAGACGACACGCAAAGUUGCCGAGAGCAGUCGCUCUCACGUCCUCGUAGCGGGCGCGUCGAAUACGUUCCUGGGUUCGUUGUGUGAUAGUGAAAGAUAGAUAGAUAGAUAGAUAGAGAGAGAGAGAGAGAGAGAGAGAGGAGAUAUAUCGUGCGCGUUCCUUUUCUCAUCACAGUCUGUUCUCUCUCUCCCUCCCAUUUCUGUCUGUCGUUCGGUGCCGUCUGCGCUCUCGCUCCCACCCGGCCAACUGCAAGUAGGAAGCCAGGCAGCAGCCACCCUCUCUCGCUUUGUACCCUCGCAACGGUGGUAGCGACGACGAUGCGAGAAACGUAAUGGCCACCGUGGGCCUAGGAUAGAUAAAAGAGAGGAAUUCCUUUUCUCUUUGGAUCUUUGUCGGCCUGGUCUUCUUUUAUCGAAAGUGUCGUGCAAGAAAGAAACGACAUAGAAUCGGUAUUACGAGAAAGAUAGACAGAGAGAAAGAAAGAAAGAGAGAGAGAGAGAGAGAGAGAAGACCGUUCGGACGUUAGUCCGUUUCGUUCGUCGCGGUCUGUCGGUGAAAAGUGCGUGAGCAAGAAACAAGAGAAGAAGAAGAAGAGAAGAAGAUAAGCACCGUUGUUGGUGCAUCCUUAGUGUUACUUAUGUGUGCCAGCCAUUAUCGAACGUAUUUCGCUCCAACUAUCCCCGAGGUGCGGAGGACGGGAUUGGAUUAUAUUAUAUCAUUUUGCCUUAUCGUACAGUACAUCGCGGAUUCUACCCUCCGUACCGAAGAACCAUCGGAAAACGAGGUUCGAGAGACGACGGGAUAGUUCGGAUCAAUGACUUACUUCGCUUCCUUCCAACGUCCUAACGACGUCCUAUUAUUAGGACAUCGUUCAUUGUUCACCGAUCAUAAUAGCUACCGCUGUUGAUCGUAAAGAAAUGUAUCGGGUUUCUAACCGAUGGAUCAAGGAUUAAGUAAACCGCAUUCAUCUCGCAUAUACAAAAGGUGCGCAUGAAGCAUGAAAAAAUAUCACGGAUUUCUUCUAUGCACCUUCGACGAAUAUUGGAAGAUCAGUCUCCGUUUGAUAUUUGGAAUCGAAUGUUCCUCGAGGAUAUUUAUCUGUGAUGAUCUCGAAUAGAGAUAACGUUGGAUCAAGAAAACCAAGCACGAGGAUAUCUCCCGCAGGUCGAAAUAAAUAAGUUUUUUUUUCUUUUUUUUUUUUUCUUUCUUCUUCAGAAAGAUAACUUUUCGGCCAUGCCAUUAUAAUAGAAGCCAAACAAAGUGCUCUACCACGAUCUUUUAUUCAUCCCUGUCGGAUGAUUUCAAUUCGAGUAAAAGAACUGAUCGGGCUAUGAUAAAGCUGGGAGAUAUUCGAUUGAUAUUGGAGUCUGGUGGUCAAAUUAAUACCAGUCACUGUGGAACAAAAUGUGACGGGCUAAUUGAAUGCUAUUAACCUGUCAAGAUAUUACGAAUGAGUGAGAAGAACACACACACGCACACACACAUACAUAUAUAUAUAUAUAUAAAUAUAUAAAUAAUUAUAAGUCUAAGAAUGUAGAAAUAUCUAUGAAAGAUUUAUUGACUGAUUUGAGAUUCUAAAAAUGACGAAAAUACCUACGAAUAUUAGAGCGAUGAUGCUCAGUAGGUAAAAAAAGGACUGGCCCUUCUCUCUCUUUUCAUUUCCCAGCCCAUGAACGAUAAAUAUUGAAUAAUUCAAAGGAAGAUCUUUUUCGCUCUUCCGAUGCAUCAAUAAAAGAGGAAGGCGCAAAUGGGAAUAGAAUAGUAAUCUCAAAGACUGGUCCUCGUAAGUGUCCUUAUUUCGAGAAUCCUCCCCACCGUCGUCUUCUCUAGGUCGUUACUAUCUGCCUAUUACUGCUACUACUACUACUACUACUACUACUACUAUUAUUAUUAUUAUUAUUAUUAUCACUGGUACCACCACCAUCACCACCACUAUCAUCUUGGCUUUUCGUCGGCACUCCUUUCUUCCGGUUAUGGAAUGAGCCGGCGUUCGAAUACUUGGACGUUUGCGGGCUCGCAUAAUCAUUAUCGAGCAUCAUGAUAGGAACGAUGCGCUUACUUCUCUCGUCAUUUUUAAUUACCAUGCAAUUUUGUGUGAACGUUUGCCUGUCAAGCGGUGACGGUGGCCCUAAUAGUCCUAUCUUCAAUCUAGAUCAUACGGCGUUAGAAAAGAAUCUCGCUGCAAUAUUUAUCAAGGUCGCACAUAGUUCGGCUACCACAAAACGUAGCGUACCUGCUUAUGACGCUCAAAUUUCAGCUAGUACUACCUUAUCGACCGUACCGUCGCCUUUAACAACCUUCACCACCGCUACGACUACAACGGCGACUAAGUCAACGACGACAACGACGACAACGACGACUAGAGCUAUAACAACCUCUGCGAUUAAUCCCUCGUUACAUUCUAUAAGAAUACCAGUACCACGUGCUACAGCAUCGUCGGGUAUACGUGAUUUACCAUCGUAUGCACCGCCUUCGCGAGCCUUGUUUACACCACCCCUACCGCCGGAGUACCUUCAUCCAUUCGCCGACAAGCCAACGCUUAGGGGUACAAAUUCUGACGUACAUACUGGUGCAAGAAGGCCCGUACCACCACCUAGUCUUACCCCGGCACACGAGAGAAUACCAAUCAGGCCGCCUGACCUAGUACAAGUGCCUGCUUCCCAUGGCCCAGAGAGACACUCGCAUUCCAGGAAUAAAGCCAUCAACACGAGCAACGUCAAUACAAAAUUUGGACUCGAAUUUUCCGAGAACGAGAAGAGAAAUAAUUCGAACGAGUUUGUACCGACUCUUCAUUAUCCAAGCAUAUCGCGGAUUCUUUCCGGUAGCAAUGGUAGAAAACAAGACAUUCCUGAGAUUCUUUUGAAACCGCUUGCUACAAAGAGUCCAUUGCAGAACGUACCAUUGGUUAUAACGACCGAGAGAAUGAGUACGUCGACGAUGAUGUUGGUAACGACAACACCCGCUACAGGAACGACCACUAUGAUGCCGAUGACGAGUACGGUCGAUCCAUUUAAGAAGAUUACUCAACCGACUAUUUUCAACCUGCCAAAUACGAGGAGGCAGGAGAACGACGGCGAUUAUCAACAUGGCCUGAGAACGGAGAAUGGUUUCAAGACAGAUAAUAUCGAGAUAGUCGAUACAGAAAGACUGCCAUAUCCCCAACCUCAGCCACCGGCACCACCAUCGAAGAAACCAAACGACAAGGACGGUGAUUCUUUGGUACCUCACAUAGAUACGAAUCCUUCAGAAUCAACAUGGAAAAUCGCCUGGUCUCUUCACGUUUACGUAGCAGCCAUCAUGUUCACUCUGAUGGCCUUGUAUUCGAUUUACAAGAUCGUUCGUUUCAACGAAGCUACCAAUCUUCUUACCCAGUCGUACUUCCUCGCCGUUCAUCUUCUUUUAACGACUGUCUGUACUCUGAGGUGUUUUCAUCUGUUCUACGAUGCCUACAAUUUGGGCCAUUCUUUGCCGGAACCAUUGUCACGUGUUUUAAUGUACUUACCGGCACCGUUGUUAUCGGCAGCCUUUGCAACGCUUAUGUUGUAUUUAGCCCGAUGCUCCGAGGCACCAUCGUUGAACAACAAACUCUUAUCUCCAGCUGCCCUAGUUUUAUUCUCAACCGUUCACAUAGUUUUAUGCGUCUCUCUCCACGUGUCCACUCACGUGUUAGGUUAUCGAGAUGAAGCAGAGAUAUUGCCCCUAGUUUGUCAGUGUAUCUACAUCAUUGUUUGCGUUACACUCGGCCUCUGUUAUGUUUAUGUGUAUCGUGUCGUACGCUCGCAGAUACACAUUACGAACAAUAAGACUGCUGGUGUCAAUCACGUGGUCGCUGGCAUCGAUCCUUCGACCGUGGCAUUGAGUACAGCAAUUACGACGACCACAGCGACAGCAAUACUCUUCAUACUGAUAGGUUUUGUUCAGCUCUAUGGUAUAUUUGGUAUACGUGAACGUUCUCAGCCAUAUCCUUGGGUCUGGUGGGGUUGGCAGUUCUUCGUCAGGUUACUAGAACUCUCCGUUUGUGGGCUAUUGGUUUGGGUCGCUAGUCUCUCGCAGUAUCCCCUACGAGAGAAACAACUCCAACAGCAUCCAGCUCACUCGGGUUUUGCUCUAUUCCCGUGUGGCAGUUCCACGUCUACGGAGAACAUGGACGAUGUAUUGUAUCCAGCUAUAUGCAGCACAAAUCAAGCGAUACAAAAUUAUACCAUGAGGACUGGGAAACAAGUCUACGAUGACAGUUUUCCACUUAACACGUUGCCCGAACAUUUGAACAUAUCAGGUACCUUCGAAAGGCAUUCCAUUCGUAAGUCCGGCACGAUGGGUCAUUUUCCGCAUGAAGGCCGGGGAUCAUUGAGUCGUCAUGGCAACGGUGUGCAAACUUUGAGAAAUUCCGAGAGUCGGGGCAGGCAUACACCUGUUCCAGCUUUACAUGAGCAAGCUCCAACAACUGGGUCUACAAUGCUGGUGGCGGAAGACGGCUUCGUCAGGUUCCGAAAUUUAGGUGCGGAAGAAGACGAUUUAUCCGAUAGCCAGAGUAUGGUGGGAACUCAUGGUAGAGGGAGUUCGUUGGCCGGUAGCGUUAGAUUUAACGCGAGGCAUACCAACAUUCAACACCAACAUCAGCAUUCGCAGCACCAGCAUCCUACUCAGCAUCAACAUCAGCAUCAACACUCGUUGCAACAUUCUCACCCGAGUCAACAUCAGACGAGUCAUCAUCAACUCUACAACAAUACGUAGAGAUUCGUCGUCGUGCUAAAUUAUUACGAUGAUGCGGCUUAGUGAACCUAUUUCAUCGUUUAUCAGCUGGUUACGUCAAACGGCUCGAUAAAUGGAUAGACUUAUCGAACAAAUAAAUAUAUCGCGUUAUAAUUAUAUAUAGAAAUAUAUAUAUAUAUAUAUAUAUAUAUAUAUAUAUAUAUAUACAUUUCACACACACACACACAUACACACACACACAUACACACGCCAAUUGAGAGAACUGAUGAUCGUUAGGUAAAAAGCGUAAGACGCUUUUUCGUCGACAUUGUCGUAUAAUGUCCAAGUAAUUUUUUUAAUUUGUAUAUCUUUGCGAAACGCAGUAUCGCGUUGCAUCGUCAUCGAAAAAAAAAAAGAAAAAGAAAAAGGAAAAGGAAAACGUGAAAAGUGUUCCCAGUGCGCUCUGCGCGAGUGUCGAUUUGUACCUCGCGAAUUAAAUUUUCUCGUUUCAUCAUGCAGGGAUGAGGGAUGAAAGUCCCUUGAUGUACCAAAAGUUUCUAGGCGAUAUUAAAAAUCAAUUUUACUACUUUUAAAGACAUUUAGGCUAAACUUUCUUUUUUUGUUUUUUCUUUCUUCUUUUUUUCCCUCAGAUUGUAAAAGUACGACUCUAACUCUUCAAACUACAAAACCUAAACUAUGCGCCUGAUAAGUCCGUAAAAAAAGUAAUUGAUUUUUAUAAUCACGUAGGAACUUUUGGUCUGUUCUGUAUUAUCGCGAAAAGAAGAUAUUGUCUCCCCCUUGUUGUAUAGAAAAAAAAAAGAAAAAAAAAUCAUUCCUAUAUAUUUCUCACUCCUCUCCUUUUUACGUGUUAUUAUCAUCACGUCUUAUUAACACGCGCAUCAUCUAACUUUGCGAGUCGAGCCGCUACCCCUACUCUAAUGUACUUAUAUUUAUUUUCUAUCUUCUAAUAGGCGAAGAAAGAAAGAAAGAAAACAAGUAAACAAGUAUACGACGAAUUCUCGUUCAUGAAAACGGGAUUCAUGUUUCGUAUCUGGAUAGUCCAGGGUAUUUCGAGUCGUAACGUUAUUAAUUAGGCACUUGGUACUUAAUAAGAUGAUAAAUACGUGUGAUUGAAAAGAAAAGAAAAAAAAAAUAAGUUAUACGGUAUCUCUCCCUCAACGUAAUGUAAUGGAAGCAAGCUUUAUUCUCAUAUAUAUUUUAUAAUUUUUUUUAUUUAUUGUUAUUAUUAUUAUUAUUAUUAUUAUUAUUAGUAUUAGUAUUAUUAUUGUUGUUAUUAUUCUCUGUCCGAUUAAUAUUAAACUCGGCUAUGUGAAAUGGAUUGGAAGAAUGAACGAUUCAAUUUUUUAUAUAUAUAUAUAUAUAUAUAUAUAUAUAUAUAUAUAUAUAUAUAUAUAUACAUAUUUAUAUAUAUAUAUAUAUACUGAUAACUUAUACCCAUAAUAAUAAUAAUAAUAAUAAUAAUAAUAAUAAUAAUAAUAAUACAAUAAAAAAAUAAUAGAUGGUCGAUAAAAAAAUAUUUUGCCUUUUGUUCAAUAUGGCGCCAUAUAAUACGUAAAUCACACAUCUGUUCUCUUUUGGUGCGCUCGUCCUUUAAAUUCUCGCGUGUAUUCAAAAUGACGUCCGUUUUACUGAUGUUCAAUGGGAGAUAUAUUUUUCAAUCAAAAACACCCAUACAUACUAAAAAGUAAAAGUCGAUCAUGAUUUUUCAAACGUAUAUUAUAAUUUAAAAAGAAAAAAAAAAAGAAAAACGCGAUUAUCUCAAAAACGGUAUAUUCUAAAAGGAGACAUAUUCUCUUAUUGAAAACUAAUUAUUGUCGAACUAAACGAAAAGAAAAAAAGAAAUACACCGUUUGUACAGUCAAUAUUAAUAAUUGAUAAUUUAACGACCGAUCGUUAUGAAUGUACAUUUUAUUCAUCGUCCAACAACCCUCUUUGAGCCGUAUAAAAUUGAUUAGUUUUAUUUAAAAAAUAUAAAUUAAACAAUCAAUUUUGAUAUCGAUGUUCCUUUUAGCGCAUGUCAAAGUUAUUUAUAAAAUAUAAUGCAUUUAUUAUCAAUGCUCUUAUAUAUUAUGUUUUGAAAUAUUCAUCAAUUGUUAAUUAUGCAAAAAACGAAAACAAAAGACAGGAGGAAAUCACAUAAUAUUUAUUAUUAUUGCAAACACACGUGCACUGACGUUAAGUUUUCUCUUGGCAAGUUGCAAUAAGGUCACGUGAUGAAAUCAAUGAGAAAAAGGAAGAAGGUGCAAUGUACCUUUACAAUGCUAUCUAAGUUAUUUUAGAAAUAAUAUCAGAAUGUGUGUGGUCAUAGUAUUGAAGCAUUGUGUAAUUUUAAUGUUAUACGUUUAUAGAAGAGGCUACGGAGGGUUUAGUUUAAGUUAUAAGAACUUUGAACAUAUGUUUAAUUUAUAUUAUUAAGAUUUAGCAUUAAAUUAGACAUAUGAGAUAUAUAUAUAUAUAUAUAUAUAUAUAUAUAUAUAUAUAUAUAUAUAUAUAUAUAUAUAUCAUUAAUUUUUUAGCGAGCAAAUACAAGCGAAUAAGACAAUUUGACAUACGAGCCAGUAAUUAUUUUUCUUAUUUUUGUAUUUUUGUGUUUUUAAAAAUGUUUUUUUUUUUUACUUCUCAGAACCUAAUGGUACAAAGUAGGAGUUUCUACUUUUCCUUUCGUAUAUUAAUAUAUAGGCUUAAGCAGUCGUGCAGUCUGUAUGUUUAUAUUGACAUUGUAAAUACGACGGUACAUAUACACAGACUCUUAUAAUUGAUGAUAAAUAUAUUUGUCACACGGUAGAUUUUUACAUGAAAAGACGAUUCAAAAAUCUAUCGGUAGGUUGUGCGCAAUUUUAAUUCUCGACAUCAUAUCUCAAUUGUAAAUUCCAAUGAACACGCUCUCGUUUUUUAAUUUAUAACAGAAAUCUGUAUUUAUUAUGUGAGGAACACAUUCCACAGAGAGAGAGAGAGAGAGAGAGAGAGAGAGAGAGAGAGAGAGAGAGAGAGAGAGAGAGAGAGAGAAGCGAAUUAGUGGAAUUUUAUUGCUAUUUUAGAUUAACAUAAAACCCGGAAAAGAGAGAGAGAAAGAAAGAGAGAAAAGAAAGAGAAAGAGAGAGAGAGAGAGAGGAACAAAUGUGUAAAUAAAAGCUUUUUGCGAAAUAUUA